AUGGAUGCCGGCCGGCGAGUUGAAGUUGCAACCGAUAAGAGCCAUAUCAAGGCAAUAGCAAUCGUCUGUGCGACUAUGGAAAAGAAUACUGAAGUAUUGUCUUUCAAAGAUCAGGAAAAGGAGAAGGAGCAAGAGAGACCUUGGUGUGAUCUCCCUCUUGACCUUCUAAGUUUAAUAAUAUCUAAUCUCUUUGCUGGAGAUUGUAGUGCCUUCAAUAUGAUGGAUGCCGGCCGGCGAGUUGAAGUUGCAACCGAUAAGAGCCAUAUCAAGGCAAUAGCAAUCGUCUGUGCGACUAUGGAAAAGAAUACUGAAGUAUUGUCUUUCAAAGAUCAGGAAAAGGAGAAGGAGCAAGAGAGACCUUGGUGUGAUCUCCCUCUUGACCUUCUAAGUUUAAUAAUAUCUAAUCUCUUUGCUGGAGAUUGUAGUGCCUUCAAUAUGGUCUGUAAAUCAUGGCGACCAAUUACUCCUGCCAUUAGACCACUCCCACCUCCUAUUGGUUCCCCGCAUUGCCAGUCUCCAUGUCUUUUGUUCUUCCAAAGAAGUAGCCACAAAUGCAAAUUGUUUCAUCCUCUGUAUAAUGACUUCUAUCAUAUGGAGCUCCCAGAGAUAUUAGAUGCAAAAAUGCGCUUCUCAAAGUACGGUUGGUUGUUGAUGUCCAGAGAAGACCUAAGUGUGUUUUUCUUCAAUCUCUCCACGAAAGUGACGAUAGAACUUCCCAAGAUGCCAUCUCCUUUUGGAUUUGCUACAAUGUGUUUUACCUCUCCACCAACUUCCUUGGAUUGUGCAGUUGUUGGGUUUAAUGGCAUUGGCAUCAUUGAGAUUAGCAUUAUUAGACGUGGAGAAGACAGUUGGACUACCCACGAAUUUAGUAAAACUCGGGAGGAAUUCUACUUCUCUGAUUGUAAUCCUGUAUUUCACAAAAGAAUGUUCUAUUGUUUGGGUGUGAAUGGGAAUGUGGGGAUAUUUGAUCCCAGGGACGAUGCACGCCGCCGCUGGACUAUUCCUGUUAAGUGCCUUACACAUUGUGGACCCGAUUUGCCCGACAAGCUCGGUUUGCCUAAGCAGAGCUUCUUGGUGAAAAUAGGGGGAGUGAUUUCAGCCGUGUUUGUUGCUCAUGAAGAGAGACAGGUUUGUGUUUAUAGGUUAGAUCAAUGUCGGAUGAUUUGGCGAACAGUAUAUACGUUGGGUGAUAAAAUGUUAUAUGUUAGUCGCUGUGCGUCUUUUUCUGAAACGGCUAUUGUGAAAGGAACGGCUAACAAGAUCUACUUUCCGAAAUUCCAUGGCAUGAAUGGUGUUUUUUACUCUCUCACUACCAAGAAGUUCCACUCCUUAGAUGGUGAUUUUUCUAGCCCAAUGUCCUAUGGACUGAAACAUAUACAGUUUAGCACUUGGUUUAAACCUAGUUUUGAGACAAAGUGCAAUGAAAAAUUAGAAUGGUGA
Molecule: messenger RNA, 1440 nt
Organism: Ilex paraguariensis (yerba mate)
Lineage: Eukaryota; Viridiplantae; Streptophyta; Magnoliopsida; Aquifoliales; Aquifoliaceae
Source: the annotation of a GenBank genome assembly